AUGGACAAUUUAGAUAGUGUUGAAUUUGUAUCUCUUGCUCUAGAUUCAAAUAAGAAACCCUUGUUAUUUAUUGAUCUAUACGUCCAAAAAUUCCUGGCAGAACCCCUCAAAACCCUCAUUGACUCAGGAGCCACUUUGAACUUUAUCUCCCCUUUGAUUGUGGAAAAAUAUAAAAUUCCAAAAACCCAACUCAAAAAUCCACAAGUUGUGAGAAUGUUAGAUGGUACUAUCUCUCAGACUGGUUGCAUUUGGCACCAGGUUCACCUCACCGUCUUGGCCAAUGGCCACACCCACUCCAUCCCAUUUCUUGUUUGCCCCAUUGGCAACACCCCGGCAAUUCUAGGCAUGACAUGGUUAACGGCAGAGGCUCCUCUUAUUGAUUGGCAACAGGGACUAGUCACAUUCCCUGAACAAGUUCAAAUUGCCUCCGAGGAAGAAGCAGACUCAGACCCUUUAGCAGACCUACCCCCUCAGUACCAUGAGUUUGCUAAGGUUUUUGGCAAAGAAGAAUUUAAGGUCCUCCCUCCACAUAGGGAGUAUGACAUCUCUAUAGACCUUGUCCCGGAUGCCAAACUGUCUCCUGGCCCCAUAUACGGCAUGACCAAUGCAGAAUCAAAGGCGCUAAAACAACAUAUUGAUGAGGAAUUAGCAACGGGCAAGAUCCGCCCUAGUACUUCCUCAGCAGGCGCCCCGGUCAUGUUUGUAAAAAAGGCUGAUGGAUCUCUCUGGCUAGUUGUUGAUUACAGGAAGUUGAAUGACGUAACCCACAAAAAUGUCUACCCCCUUCCAAGACAGGACAACCUCAUGGCCAAAUUACGGCACGCCAAAAUUUUCACAAAGCUUGACUUGCGCUGGGGUUACAAUAACGUGCAAAUUAAAGAAGGUGAUGAAUGGAAAACGGCUUUCAGAACCAAGUAUGGGUUAUUUGAAUACUUAGUAAUGCCCUUUGGCCUCACCAACGCCCCAGCCGCUUUCCAACACUUUAUGAACAACUUGUUCCGCAACCUUAUUGACGUCACUGUUGUCAUCUACCUGGACAAUAUCCUGAUCUUCUCCAAGAAUCCCAAGGACCACCCAACCCAUGUCAGAGAGGUCCUAGCCUGGCUAAUGAAGAACCAACUGUUUUGUAAACUAUCCAAGUGCCACUUCCACGUCACCACAGUGGAUUACUUAGGUAUUGUUAUUUCACCAGCAGGUUUCUCCAUGGAUCAGAAGAAAAUUGAGGCUGUCACCACCUGGCCCAUGCCCAGAACUGUCAAACAGGUCCAAGCCUUCCUAGGUUUUGUUAAUUACCUCCGCCGUUUCAUUCCUAAUUUCAGUUCUGUUGCACGCCCUUUGCACAACCUUACAAGGAAAGAAAACCCCUGGACAUGGGGUACCCUAGAAGAAGCAGCAUUCCAGGAAUUGAAAUCCCUUGUCACCCAGUCACUGGUCUUGGUACACUCCAAUCCUGAACUUCCUUACUACCUGGAAACAGAUGCAUCCGGAGUAGCUAUGGGAGCAAUUCUUAGCCAAAGAGGGGAAGACAACCGCUUACACCCGGUGGCCUACAUGUCAAAAUCUUUUUCCGGCGCCAAAGCUAAUUAUGACACUCACAAUAAGGAGCUCCUGGCCAUAAUCAAGGCAUUAGAAGAAUGGCGGAUCUUCCUAGAAGCAACGGACAGACCAAUCCAGGUUUUCACAGACCAUAGGAACCUGGAAUAUUGGAUGCAGGCACGGACGUUUAACAGAAGGCACGCGCGUUGGCAAAUCUUCCUGAGCAACUUCAACUUUGAGAUACAUUAUUGCCCAGGAAAACAGUCAGGCAAACCAGACGCCCUAUCCAGGAGAUCAGAUUAUGUUGACAACCCCCCAGAACCAGAAGUCAUGCUCCCAGCAGAGGUCUUUGCCAAUACCUUGGAAGAAGAAAUGGAAGUCAUCUCAGAAGUUUGGAAUAAACUAAGAGAGGACCCUUCCUUGGAACCCAUUAUCCAAUUCCUAACCAAGGAUGCAGAGAGCGCCCCGCCCUCAAUCAGGAAAGCGUAUAAGGACUACGAUUGGGAAGAAGAUCUCCUGUGGUACCAAGGAAAAUUAGUCAUCCCAGAUGCGGAGAACUUGAAGAAACGACUACUACGGGAAUUUCAUGACUCCCCGCUAGCAGGCCACCCUGGCCAACAAAGAACCUUAGAGCUAUUGAGCUGCAACUACUGGUGGCCAGGAAUGAAGUCAUCCGCUAAGGAAUGGGUAGAAUGUUGCCCCACCUGCCAAGCCAAUCAACGCGCUCACAAUCCAGUGAUAGCUUUGAAGCCCUUAGAGGUUCCCCCCUUUCCGUUCCAUACCAUCUCCUAUGAUUUUAUCACGGGUUUCCCCAAGUCAGAAGGAUAUUGUCAGAGUCUGACUAAUGAAGAAUGGGAUAGAUGCCUAAAGAGGCAGUGCUGGCUUUGGGGAUAA
Rhizoctonia solani is the source of this 2430-nucleotide messenger RNA. RefSeq names its product Retrotransposable element Tf2 protein. The coding region runs from base 1 to 2430 and encodes 809 amino acids. The record is from RefSeq and is a predicted model, not a curated record. The transcript has a single exon. Lineage: Eukaryota; Fungi; Basidiomycota; Agaricomycetes; Cantharellales; Ceratobasidiaceae.